AUGUCCAACCUCACUCUCCCUGAACCCUUCGCCUCCAUCCCCCGGUCUUCCCUCCUUCUCGGCCCCUCGCCAAUCCACCCCCUCCCCCGCAUCAGUGCCGACUUGGCCAAGACCUCCCCCCACCACGUUGCCAUCUACGCCAAGCGCGAUGAUUUGAAUUCCGCUUAUGCUUAUGGCGGCAACAAGACUCGCAAGUUGGAGUAUCUCCUCGCCGACGCCCAGGCUCAGGGAUGCGACAUGCUCGUUUCUAUCGGUGGUGUGCAGAGUAACCAUACGCGUCAGGUGGCUGCUGUUGCUGCGCGCUCUGGGAUGAAGGCGAGACUUGUCCAGGAGCAUUGGGUUGAUUGGGUUGAUCCUGGUUAUGAGACUACGGGUAAUAUUCAAUUGUCCAAGCUUAUGGGCGCCGAUGUUAGGCUUGAUCCUUCCACUUUCGGGAUUGAGCAUAAGUCGACUGCGCAGGCUGUUGUUGAGGAGUCCAAGGCCAACGGGGAGAAGCCUUAUUAUAUCCCUGCUGGUGCUUCGGAUCAUCCGCUUGGUGGGUUGGGCUUUGCGCGGUGGGCUUUGGAGGUUCGUGAGCAGGAGCAGGAGCAGGGGAUCUUCUUUGAUACUGUGUUGGUGUGUGCUGUGACUGGCUCGACCUUUGCUGGUAUGAUUGCUGGGUUUAAGCUGCUUGAGCGCUUGCACCCUGAAGACCCGAAGCGCAAGGUUAUUGGUAUUGAUGCUUCGGCUACGGUUGAGGCGACUCGUGCCCAGGUGCUGCGCAUUGCCAAGAACACCGCUUCCAAGAUUGGUCUCACUGCAGAGGAUAUCACGGAUGAGGAUGUCAUCCUUGAUGACCGGUACCACGCUGGGAUCUAUGGUAUUCCUGAUCGCCAGACUUGGGAUGCUAUUGAGUAUGCUGCUCGCAUGGAAGCAUUCAUUACCGACCCGGUGUACGAGGGCAAGAGCUUUGCCGGCAUGGUGGAUAUGAUUCGUCGUGGUGAGAUCAAGGCCGGCAACAUCCUUUACGCACACCUUGGUGGGCAAUUGGCCCUCAAUGCAUACUCGGAGCUUGGCCGGACCAGCGAGUAG
Messenger RNA from Penicillium canescens, 1071 nucleotides. RefSeq names its product putative 1-aminocyclopropane-1-carboxylate deaminase. The transcript has a single exon. Gene Ontology annotation, biological process: amine catabolic process. Lineage: Eukaryota; Fungi; Ascomycota; Eurotiomycetes; Eurotiales; Aspergillaceae. The coding region runs from base 1 to 1071 and encodes 356 amino acids. The record is from RefSeq and is a predicted model, not a curated record. Gene Ontology annotation, molecular function: D-cysteine desulfhydrase activity; pyridoxal phosphate binding; 1-aminocyclopropane-1-carboxylate deaminase activity.